AUGAAUAAAGAACAAUUAAAAAUUUGUUUAGAAAACAUAGAUGAAUAUGUUAGAGGUUAAAAGAGAUUAGAAAGAAAGAAUAAGAUAUUGGCUUAAUCUAAUAAAUUGAAAACAAUUCAAAACUAAAGAAAUUAAACUAAAAUUUAAGAAGAAAAUAUUCCAACUAAAGUAAAAAAAUAAGUUAAAAAAAGUGAAAAAGAAAAUAAAAAAAAAAUCUAAUCAGAAAAUUAACAUCAAGUACCUAAAGUUAUCAAACAAAAAUCAAAAAUUUAAAACUUUUUAGAAGAAAUACAUGUAAAAAUUCUACCUUUUAACAAUAUUUGUGAAUAAAUAGAAAAAUUUUAUUAAUUUAAAAAUAAAGUAAUAGAAGAAAGUGCAUUUAAUUCAAAUUAACCCUGUAUUUAUUAGCCUAUAUGUAAAAAAAAAUCAGUUAAAGAAAUUAAAGCAAGAACUAGUAUUAGCCCAAUUAGUACUAAAUAAACUGUUUCUAUUAGAAAUAAAUAAAACAAAAGAACUCCAUUAGAUUUCUUUUCCUUUAAUAGUAAAUUUAAAAAAUUAGUAUUGUUUAAAGAAGAUAUUUCAGAAACUUGUGAAAUAGUGAAUGGAAUCAGAAUAUUAUAUCUAAAUAAAUAGUGA
This is a messenger RNA of Paramecium pentaurelia, 636 nucleotides long. NCBI's taxonomy places the organism in Eukaryota, Ciliophora, Oligohymenophorea, Peniculida, Parameciidae. The record is from the annotation of a GenBank genome assembly.